CGAUUUUUUUCUAUUUGUAACGCAUUGUUGUUCUGAGAGCUAGCUAGCUGCCUCUUCUAUGCUCUUGAUCUUCUUGUUCUGCAAUUCUAGACUCCGUCAUCAUCAUGUCUUCUCAAGAGGUAUUAGAUUGGUCUCUGGUGCAAGCUUCAACAGACUCGGUGCAGGCCCAUGAGCGACUUUACUAUGAGAUAAAGUCGAAACUGAAAGACCAUCAGGAAACGGUUACUGAAUGUUUAGCUGUACUGAAUCGUUUGAGGGAUGUCAAGAGUCAAAUGGAGGGUACAUACUUCAAGUAUCAGCCCCUUGCCCUCAAUGCUGACAAACUCACAGCUCUGAAGUACCAGGUCACAGCGCACACACCUUCCACUCUUCUCGAGACCCACAAAGCUAAAAUGGCUGAAGCAAUAGUAGAGUUGUUUCAAACCCAAGUCAAGAGUGUGCUGUAUGCGUGUGUGCUAACGUGCCCGUGGUGUGCUGGUGCUCAGAGUGAGGUGUCAGCACAGGCUAGAGACACACUGCUCUAUGUGGUGUAUGUUGGCUCCGAUGAACAGUUUUUUUCUCUGGCCACACCCCACGAACGAGAGCUAGCUGAAACUAUCGACCAGGGAGUUGUUUUUGCAGCAGAUGUAAGACACUUCUGCUCCCAGUUGCUGAGAGGAAAUGUUAGAGCUGUAGAGGCAUUGUGUGUUCCUCCUGAGUGUGUGGUGAUGGCCACACCCACUUGGUUCGGACUUGUGGGACAGCUCAACCCCGGACACUUGCUGGGCAAGUCGUUUGUUGAUCGAUGCCUGGGUCAGGCUGUAGGUGCUCUAAUUAAGAAGAAGAAGGUUAGGGGUCGACUGGCGCUCAGGGACGAUAUCAACGUCUUCAAAUUUUGUGACUCUUUCAGACUGCUUAACUAUGUGGAGUGUGUUAAGGAGAAAGUGCCUAUCUCAGUCUGGACGACAGACGUUGUGUCUGCUAGCCCUUACCCUCGUGCACAUGAGGUCAUGGAGCUCCUCACUAAAGUAUUGGAUGGUGUAUUUGAUCGAGAGGGGCUGCUGAAGUGUGUGCUUUCAUGGAAAGAAUGUUUGGAGCAAGUCAAGACUGUUAAUCACGGUGACCUUUGGACCCCUAUGCUCGGCGAGUGGCUAAGCCAAGUGAGACUUGACGGGGUAGUUUUGUCACCACCCAUCGAACCAGAGGAUGCUGAUAAGGUCCGACUUGGCUCUUUGUUGAAGGAAAUAGGCAUGGGUAGCAUACCCCCCUCUGAUGUUCUGGCGGUGUGUGAAGCUGGCAGUCGUCUAUACAAUCUUUCCAUGCCUACUAGUGACACCGACUAUAUAGUGGUGUACAGACACUCCACACAGGAACUCAUCUCAACUCCAAAGAGCCCUAAGGAGUCACAUGACAAUCGAGGUCAGAAGCUAGCUACAGAGGCAGGUGCCUAUGAGGCUCGAAUGUUCUGUGACAUGCUGCUAAAGGGAGCAGUUAAUAUUGUGGAGAUGGUAUUUGCUGGCGACAGUCUAUACUACCGCAGUGACCUCUGGAAGGAACUCACUCAGCACAGGGACAAAUUCAUGUCUGAGGAGGUCAUAUAUCAGUAUCGAGGAUACAUCAAGACACACAUGAAGCUGCAACAGAAGCAUGCUGGAACACCCAGAGAGAAGAAGAUCUUCUACAAUAUUUUCCACAAGUUGCUUAGCUUGGAGGCAUUUGUCGAGGGGAAAGCCCCUGUGGUGAAGUGCUCGGGAGAGGAAAGAGAGUUUAUUAUGUCCAUUAGGAGAGGACCUCUGGAGGGCUCCCUAUCACCCGAGAAGCUUAAAUUGUUGGCAGAUGAAAAACUAUCGGAGAUAGGGGAGAAGCUAAGGGGUCGGAAACAACGCCUGUGUGAGUUUGGUGACUAUAAAAUCCUCCAGAGUUGGCUGUUGUCAGUACGUGGAAUAGAACUGAGAUCAGAACUUAAGAUGGGGUGCAAACCUCUGGCAAUUAUCAGCUAGUUUUAGGCCACAUAGCAUUUGUUUUUAUUACAGCCUGCUGAAACUGGUAGAUUAUUGUUAGCACUUUGCUGAAUUGUUGUACAAUUGGUACCUAGGUUAUUCUUGUACAGGUGCUCGACUUCUAUCUUG
Halichondria panicea is the source of this 2108-nucleotide messenger RNA. RefSeq lists its product as uncharacterized. The transcript is spliced from 10 exons. The record is from RefSeq and is a predicted model, not a curated record. Lineage: Eukaryota; Metazoa; Porifera; Demospongiae; Suberitida; Halichondriidae. Bases 105 to 1979 code for a protein of 624 amino acids.